Pseudocercospora fijiensis CIRAD86 is the source of this 2298-nucleotide messenger RNA. RefSeq lists its product as uncharacterized. Bases 1 to 2298 code for a protein of 765 amino acids. Lineage: Eukaryota; Fungi; Ascomycota; Dothideomycetes; Mycosphaerellales; Mycosphaerellaceae. The record is from RefSeq and is a predicted model, not a curated record. The transcript is spliced from 21 exons.
AUGUCGAUGGAAAGGCGACGGCAGACACGUAUCUAUAACCCGCGUAGAUCAAAGGUCUUCAAAUGGGCUUCAAAUGACAUACCAACCAACCAACUCGACCUCCCGGAGACUUCAUUCUAUCUAGCGAAAAUUUUGUGUUUUGGGUCCUAUUACGGAAUGUCGAAUUCGCCGCUCUCCGUCAAAACCACCUCAUCCAAGGCAUCUCUAGACAUAUACUUUCUUCGAACGUCUGGUCUUCGCUUCUCCUGCUGUCUUCACACCAGGCACAGUAACGAACGUACACUUACGAAGCAAGUCCAAUCCUGUACUUUAUGCGCCAUGAAGCCUGCCUGGAUCGCUGAUGUUGCCACUCGUGGUAGUUCUAUCUGGCAGGUGAUGAUGGCUCGGGAUGGAAAAUGUUUGACCUCUGAGACCGGUGAUAGGCCUGAUUCUUGGUUCUUAUACGCAUCGCGAAUCCCACCUCACACGCCCGGUUCCUCACUUUUCACUGCUCAAGGACGACAUACCCUGCGGCAUCUCCAGCGGCAAGCCCUAAUGGAUGGAGCCAUCCCUGCCGUUCUUCGAAAAUUCUCUGGAUUCUUUUUCUCAUUGUCACGGUCCAGGAGGCGGGCAGAGGGAAUCACAACCUGUCGAUCCCGCCAUGGAUCGCGAAUGCUGCAGCCUGACACGCCACUCUGCGAUCCGAAGAAAGGCCACCGACUGGGUAGAAGGAUGAGCAAAGGGAAACCCAUCGCCCGAAUUGGCCAGAUGUCCGAGCGCGUGUUGUCGGUGAAUGCUCUUGGUCGAAAAAACAGUAACAAGAAAGUUCCAUCCAUGGGGGUGAAUGCCAGUACCUCGACGCGAAAACUGCCUCUGCGAUGUGUAGUGACUUGCAUUUGUAUCGGAAUCACCGAGAACGUGUGGUGUGUGGAUUUUACCAUGACUCGUCGCCGUGAUGAGCCAUCGCCUGAGGUGUAUACGACUCCCAUUUCACUUUUUGAGGCGCAACAUAACAACAACCAGUCAGUCUGGGAAGUCGAGAGUAAGCAACUGGAAAUCCACCAGGACAGAACUGGAAUGAGCAAUUUCAUCGGUGUGAUUUUGAAGCUGUGCUGGAGCCAGAUCCUCUCAACCGAGUGGCAUGAUCCCGGCGUUUAUGCCUGCCGCUCGCAUUUCUUGACUGAACAUAUCAGCACACACAAGGCAUCUCACGCGGAAGAGGCGCUCGCGAGUAUAUCAGGUCCAGCUGUACAACACGGAGCUUAUGGCGAUGGGUUUUCGGCCGGCAACACCACCAAAUACGUUGACAGAUCCUCGCAAUGGUUGCUUUGCUGGAAAUCUGUAGAAAAAUCAGCUGACGUUGGAAAGCCUCCAGUUCAGCGGAGUGUGGAGUUUCGUGCGAUUUUCGAUGCCUUUCCCAGCCAACACCAGUUCAGUGCCAACGUUGAGCUGGAAGGAGUCGAGGAAGGCACAUGGCUGACUCUGGAUGUCACCUUGAUGGCCCCAACGCUGUCCUUGGCCCAGCAGCGAGUCAAAAGCAUUCCGGUACGCGAAUGGCAUGUUGCAGGCAUGAAGAGACGUGGAUGGUGGUGUGUUGGAAAGCUUGAUGCGUCGUCUGCUCAAUCGGAAUUGGACCGAUAUCAACCACGAGUGUUAUGUGCCGGAGUGAGGCAACUUGCUUCGACAUUUGGCUUGUCGUAUGAAUCAGGUCGCAUCGCUUGCCAGGCAGAAGGCGUCCGAGUCCAGAUUGGCAGAAGGAGAAAUGUUGAAACUUGCCGGCCAGCAGAAUACACGCAUUGCCUUACGAUUUGGGAUGGCCCUUGUGACCUUCUCUGGAGCAGAGGCAUCAAAUCGAGAGCACGAAAGCUCGCAGGAGGUACGCGGCCAAUUGGGCAGCCAGUGGAGGAGGUUUUGCAACUUCGCCCACGCAUAGGAGACAGCAUCACUGUGGGAGAGCAGCUUGCCAGGCUUCUCCUCAUGCACGACAAUCAGGCACAGGCCAUUGCGGCAGCAAGUAGAAGAUGCCUUGCGAGCAAUGUGCCAAUGUACGUACCAGAAGGUCCAUGUUUUCAUGCCGAUAAAAACGAUGUGAAGAACCUGAAGUGGAAGGGAUGCGAUGUUUCAGCUCUGACACCUGUCGGAGACGCUGUGAUCAGUUAUGGCACCCUUGAUGUUGGCACUUUUGAAGUCCCACAUCUUCAGAAACGCAGCCAGCAGCCAGCACGUCAACUUCAUGAUACAGGAGCCUUCGAAAGGGAUGUUGUUGUGCAUUCCCAUGGAGCCUUACGAGUCGAGAGAAGGAAAACGUUGCAGAGCUGA